This is a messenger RNA of Fragaria vesca subsp. vesca, 567 nucleotides long. RefSeq names its product PRA1 family protein F2-like. Lineage: Eukaryota; Viridiplantae; Streptophyta; Magnoliopsida; Rosales; Rosaceae. Gene Ontology annotation, cellular component: endoplasmic reticulum; Golgi apparatus. The coding region runs from base 1 to 567 and encodes 188 amino acids. The transcript has a single exon. Gene Ontology annotation, biological process: vesicle-mediated transport. The record is from RefSeq and is a predicted model, not a curated record.
AUGACGACGUACGGCACCAUCCCGACCUCGUCGUCGCCGUCGGGUUCCACCUCCGCCUCCGGCGAGUACAUCGCCCGAGCCAAGGACCGUAUCAAGGCCGGCCUCGGCGCCCGCCGCCCCUGGAAGCUCAUGUUCGACUUCCGCUCCCUCAAUUUCGCCCACGGCUUCGGCGACGCGCUCACGCGCCUCCGCUACAACGCCUCCUACUUCCGCAUGAACUACGCCAUCAUCGUCCUCCUGAUCCUCUUCCUCAGCCUCCUCUGGCACCCGAUCUCGCUCAUCGUCCUCAUCGUGAUGCUCGCCGCCUGGCUCUUCCUCUACUUCCUCCGCGACGAGCCGCUCGUCCUCUUCGGCCGCACCGUCGACGACCGCAUCGUCCUGAUCGUCCUCAGCGUCGUGACGAUUGUGCUUCUCUUUCUGACGUCGGCCACGAUGAACAUCCUGGUGGCGCUGCUGAUCUCGGUGGUGGUCGUGGCGGUGCACGCCACGCUGAGGAAGACGGAGGAUUUGCACGUUGAUGAGGAGAACGCUGGAUUGAUGACCGGCCCGGCUGGAUCUUCAGCUUAG